AGUCUACGUCUCCAACCCGGCCACCAUCAAUGCCCCUCAGCUGACAUUGAGUGUCCAAAUGGAUGGACACUACGGUUGGAGUUCGAACUCUGCCUCUGUUACCGACCUGACAAGCUGAAUGCCAGAAGAAAUUGGUGGGGCAACGUUGAUGUUUACACAAACUCUUUGCAACACAAGUCCGAUGGAUCAGAGCUUCGUGUUGAAAGCCAAAAUCCUAGCUCCGCCACAAGUUAG
Messenger RNA from Protopolystoma xenopodis, 234 nucleotides. NCBI's taxonomy places the organism in Eukaryota, Metazoa, Platyhelminthes, Monogenea, Polystomatidea, Polystomatidae. The record is from the annotation of a GenBank genome assembly.